GUGUUCCGCGGGCUCCUCGGUACCGCUACCAAUGCCUUGUGGACCUUCUUCUUGUUCACCAAGUCCGAUUUCAAGACAAUCAUGCUACCGAUAGUGGCUUCGGUCCUUGCCACCUGUCCAGAUCUGCGCAUAGAGAACCUCGCUUUCUCUAUGUUUUGGACAUGGCUACAUUUGCUGCAAUUCUGCACGUCUAAUCAGACGCUCAGCGUCGACGAGGACGCAGCGAACAAGUCCUGGCGUCCAGUACCUUCCGGCAGGAUCUCGCUCGCAAGCGCGAAGGCGCUGCGCUGGUGGACGGUACCCCUCUGUCUUCUCCUUUCCCAUCAGAAAGGCGCCCUCCUCCCGAGUAUGUCGUUGACUGUAAUGACGCUCAUGCACAAUGAACUCGGAUGGCAUUCUGGAUGGUUCGGGAGAAACCUAUGUUGUGCUCUCGGAUACAUGGCCUUUGAGUGGGGCGCAAUUUCCUUAGCCUCGUCUUCUGGGCUUCAGGAUCAAUCGAACGUUAUUUACGCCAUCGGACUCUCGGGUGUCCUCUUAAUGACCACUGUUCACACACAAGAUUUCAAGGACGUCGUGGGAGACCGAAUUCAUAAUCGCAAGACUCUUCCCAUUGUUAUGCCAAAAGCCUCACGUAUAUUCAUCUUGGUGGCAAUGACGGCUUGGUCGCUUUUCUUACCGACGUUGUGGGGAGUUCACCCACUAGUGGCGAUCCUUUUCGCUGCCUUGGGUUUCCUUAUAGGCGUGCUAUGCUACGCAUUUCGAUCAGUGAAGGCAGACCAGAUCAUGUAUCUUGUUUACAAC
This is a messenger RNA of Gloeophyllum trabeum ATCC 11539, 801 nucleotides long. RefSeq lists its product as uncharacterized. The record is from RefSeq and is a predicted model, not a curated record. The annotation marks the transcript as partial. The transcript has 3 exons. Gene Ontology annotation, molecular function: transferase activity, transferring alkyl or aryl (other than methyl) groups. Gene Ontology annotation, cellular component: membrane. Lineage: Eukaryota; Fungi; Basidiomycota; Agaricomycetes; Gloeophyllales; Gloeophyllaceae.